UUGAGGGUCAGGACCACAGGCGGAAAGACAGAGGCAACCAGGAGGUGCAUCUCUCGCUGCAAGUCGGAACGGACAGAGCUCCAGCCUCAGAAAAAAGGCUCCAGUUCAAAAAAGAUGCCAAGAGGCAGAAGGACCAGAGAACUCAUGAGCCUCACCUGGGGGGUGAAGAACCCAGCCUCAUCCAUGGCGACGGUGACACUGUUGAUCCUUCCCAUUCUCUGCAAAGCAGGUCUGCAGAGUCAGUACCCAGGAUACGACCUUAAAGCGCUAAAGGCUGUCACCGUGCAGAGAGGUCUCUGCGUUCACAUUCCCUGCAACUUCACUUAUCCCACUCAGUCCUCAACCACUUCUGAGGAUCCGUAUCCCGGGAAAUUAUACGCCUACUGGAUUAAGAACGAUGGUGCUGGGUCCACUAUUCGCAACACCGGGCAUGAAAAUAGUGGUAGUGUUGUUGCCAGUAGUGACAAUGCUCAACACAUUGCCUCAUUUGCUGGGAAUCGUUUCCAGUUGACUGGAAACCCAGCAGAAGGUGACUGCUCCUUUAGCAUCAAUGAUGCUCAGUUUCAGGAUGCAGGGCAGUACUAUUUUCGAAUUGAGAAAGGACAGAUCUUAAAAUUCAGCUAUCGUUUUUAUUAUAUUUUACCUGAUGUUUCUGUGACAGUGCUGGCAGAGAAGCCAAAGAUCCUGAACUCAUCGGAGGUGGUUUUGGGGAAGAGCGUCACCCUCAUCUGCCAGGCGCCAGGGACUUGCCCAUGGAAAGAAUUAUGGAGCCAGCCUAAAAUCUCAUGGAGUACUCCUUUGCAAGGAACAACAAGUGCACAGAACCAUCAGCACAAUAAUGGGAGCUGGACCUUUGCUUCUGGCUUCACCUUCACACCCACUCUGCAGACUCAAGGCAGAACCCUCACUUGCCGUGUCAGAUAUCCUGAAGUUGGGAAAACAGUUGAGAAUACAAUCUCUCUUGAAGUGAUCUACCCACCUCAGGACAUCAGAAUCACAAGGCCUGAUUUUUCCACACAGAAAGAAAAGCUGGUGGUUCGAGAAGGUGCCACUGUCAGCCUGCUUUGUGAAGCUCAGGGCAAACCUAUUCCCUCCGUGACAUGGAUGAAGAACAACAAGACCCUAAACAACCAUAUGCAGGGCAGUAAAGAAAGUCUUCAACUGUCCAACAUUACAUCAGAGGAUGCUGGGAUGUAUCAAUGUCAGGCAGAGAAUCCACAUGGCUCUAUCAGGAAGAAUCUUUCAGUGAUUGUGCAAUAUCGCCCCAGGACAAUGACGUUCAAUGUCACCCAUGCACACAGGAGGGACCCAGCACUAGCUCGAGGUUCCCCCAGGGAAGUAGCCAGUGGCUCCCAGUUGACGGUUCAGGAAGGCAACUUAUUGCGGCUGCUCUGCAAAGCCGAUAGCAACCCUGCAGCCACUCUGAGCUGGUUCAAGGAAGGCAGGGCCUUGAAGAAGCUGCCAGAUGACUGGUUGGAGCUGGUCAAUGUGAAAGUAGAGGAUCAGGGUGACUACAAGUGCCAGGCUCAGAACGCCAUAGCCUCUGCUGAGGGAUUCCUCCACCUCCUUGUAGAAUAUGCCCCCAAGCUCAGCAAAAAAAACCAGAAAAACACUACCUGUUGGCGUAAGGACAAUGACAUCCUCUGCAACUGUUCCCUGCACUCCAAGCCUCUACCUCGGAUCCAUUGGCAAGUGGGCGGGAUGACUGUAGCUGAGAACAGCAGCACGGCAAACCUGAAAGUCUCUUCCUCAGUCCAGAAGAAUGAGGUCACCAGCUCCCUAAUUUGGACAGGUAGCCCGAAUGGCGACCUCAGCAUCAUCUGUCUUGGGAACAAUUCUCUGGGAACCUACACCAUGCAAUUCCUCCUUAGUUCCUUGAAAACAGGUGCAGGAAGCCAUUCAGCACUGCUCCUUUCUGGGCUGUGUGGGGCUUUGCUGGCAGCAGUUGUCUUCCUGCUCUGCCUGGGCCUGAUCAAGUUUUAUAAGAAGAGGAAAGCAACUCCGAAAGUGGCCACCCCAUUGGCUGUGGAUUCGGCUAAUUGUGUAAACUCAGCUAAUUAUGUAAAUUCUGCCAAUGGAGGGCAGCAGAGAGCAAACAACCUCAGCCUGAUCUAUAGCAACUAUUUACCUCAGGGUCAAAGAUCACCCCAUGUUGGCCAGCCUAAAGCAGCUGGAGAGAGGACCCCGAAACCCAGGCAGAUCGCCAGACCUCCCAGUCCAAGCGCCGAGGAACCAGAAGAGGUUCACUAUACAACUGUGGCAUUCAAAAGCAAGGGACCUCCACCCCCAGUGGAGGAGUCUGUGGAAUAUUCAGAAAUCAGACGGGAAUGAAAAGGAAAAAAAAACACCUUGCUUCUCAAUAGGAGAACAAUCCCAUCAUGAUGGAAGGGCGUUAUUUGACUGACAAGAGGAGCUGGGUGUGAAAGCGAGCUGGACUUCAAGAAUAAGCAAACUGGAUUUAGUGUCCACCAAGUAAAUUGACUGGGCAAGAGAAGCAUUAGAUAUGCCGGAAGUGGAAAGGGUCUUCCAUUUUAGUAACUCUGGUGUUUUUGGCUUGUUUGUUUGUUUUUACACAUGGAAGGAGGAACCAGAAGAAGGCAAUGGUAGUGGACAUAGUUAACCAACUUACUCUGAACGGGGUAGACAUCAUCAGCUGUCAACUACCUGCCUUUUUGUCUGUGUACAUCUUCCCUCCCCAAAGUGAUUGGCUGGACUGUUGUGAUGUCAUGGACUGUUCCACUGCUCAGUAGGGGAAAAAAAACAGCACACCAUCUUCUAAAGCAGCCUUCGCCAACCUGGUACCCUCUAGAUGUUUUAAGCUGCAGCUUCCAUCAUCUGCCAGGAUACAUGGCCAAUGGUCAAGGAUGUUGGGACUUGUAGUCCAAAACAUCUAGAGCGCAGCAAGUUGGGUAAAGUUGUUCUAAAGAUUUUGUUUGAAAAGAUUAUUGCGGCGGGGGGGGGGGAGCCUACAUUGUACAGCUCUAUUUUUUAAAAGUAUUUCCAGUACAUCUCACUAACUUUCUUGCUUUGUGGCUCUUAAUUAUUUAUUUGAUGUGCUUGUAUCCUGCCUUUAUACGGAGAAAUAAUUUACAUGCUUUGUGCUUCUAUCAUAGCUGCCAAGUUUUCCCUUUUCUCAUGAGGAAGCCUAUUCAGCAUAAUGGAAUUUCCCUUUAAAAAAGGGAUAACUUGGCAGCUAUGUUCUAUACAGCACCUGCCCUUUCUCUAUUUAGGAUGGUCAUCCCAAUAGCCUUUCCACACCCAAAAGCAUUUUGCAGAUUUCUUCCCGCGUAGCCAUGCAACAUUAGGUAAAUAGGAAACUGCCACACAAAGUGCUGCUGAAAAAAUUUGAAAGCCCCAAGUUUCUCUCACACACUUGCCUCAGGCUCUGUUUCUUUUGCUGGAGGGGCAGAACGCUUCUAGUAUAUUCUGAAAUAUAUAUUUUUUCCUGUGUAGAGCACAAGGUUCAUUUGCUGGCAUUCAAUAAUUUAUUAAAAAAAAUCUUCCACACAUGUGGUAUACAUGCAUGUCUCUGUGUUAAUUAAUAUGUUGUUCUCUUCCCCAAGCUGUUGGGGAUCAUAAAUCUGAUUCAGGCUGUCUUUAUGGCGGUGACUCCUUAGAUCGAUUUUCCCUCCCUCGACCUUUCAUUUCCUGUCUCAUCCUAUUUUCUCUAAGUGCUGCAGUGACAUUUCCUCCUGGAUGUACCGACUGCCCCCUCAAACAGAACUUGGCAAAGAUUAUAAGCUUCUUAAUCUUUUCCUGUCAUUAUUGUGACCCCCUUGGAGAUAACACUGUCAUUUUGACUCUGUCCUCUGCCUUCUCUCAGGCAAGCAGUUUGGGGGGCUACUCUUUUUGAGAACUGUGAGAAAUGGGGCACACAAUUUGGCCCAAAGCAGAGUGAUGGGUAUGCACUGGGGAAGGGGAGAGAAGGAUAAGCUGAGAAAACACUUGAGGUGGUUGCAUCCGAUAUGGUACUAGGGUAAAAUGGUGUGCUUGUUCCACUGGCAAAAUAUUUUGUGCCAGCAGAGCAUCAUUGUGCAAGAGAACGCUCAAGCGGGUCGCUGGUAACUUUGCCACACAAUAGAUUGUAUGAUCUGUUGCACAACAAGUUUACAUUAGUGCCCCUUCUCUGCCACAACAUUAAAACUUGCCCUCUCAUCUGCUAGCACAAGAUUCCUUGCACUAGUGAACAGAGAACAUUGCCUACAGUCCUUGGUUUACCAGGUCCCAGGUCGUCAUGGUGCACACACAACAAUUUCAGAGCAUGUUGCGUUGUCUGGGCUUGCAGGUGUGCAAUUCAACACCAUAGGGCUCUAAAACCUCCUACCAAAUAGGGGAUGCAGGGAAAAAAAGAGUGUGAUCAACAACUUACAGAUGUUGCUGGAUUCAGGGUCCCUUCAGAGGUGAUGGGAGCUUGCAUCCAACAACAUUGGAGGGCCAAAGGUUCCCCAUCCCUGAUGUACAGAUUUAUUUUCAUCAGUUAUAUUUUACUAAGUUUCAGCAUUUUCAACAGAUAGCACAAAUUUCAUCUCUUCUCUUAUUUUUGUCAACUUCCCACCCCUUUUCCCAUGGAGUUUUUUUGUGCUGUGCCCUAUUUUCUAUCUUAUCAUAACCACAAUAUUAUAAUCUAAUGACUUCUGUUUCUCAUAGCUGAAAUCCUGAUUGUGAGUUCAUCAUACCGUAACAUUUAAAUAGUCCAAAAAAAUGCAUCCAUUCUUCCAUAAAAUACUCAGAGUGACGUACAGAUUUAUUUGAUAAACAGAAGCAUGGGUAAACUCCAAAUGGGUCAGAAAACCUGCCCCACCCACUGCCCCACUUGGAGUCCUUGAGCUGAGCUGUGACUUCUUUAGGGAGGCUUUUAAUGUUUAAUAGAUUACUGUAUUUUAUUUUUUCUGUUGGAAGCCGCCCAGAGUGGCUUGGG
Molecule: messenger RNA, 4918 nt
Organism: Zootoca vivipara (common lizard)
Lineage: Eukaryota; Metazoa; Chordata; Lepidosauria; Squamata; Lacertidae
Product: sialic acid-binding Ig-like lectin 16
Biological process (GO): cell adhesion
Cellular component (GO): plasma membrane
Molecular function (GO): sialic acid binding
Source: RefSeq, a predicted model, not a curated record